GUGGAGGUCAUCUUAAACUGAUUUAAUUUUUAAUCAUAAUGUCAUGUUACUGCAGUUUUAUUGGGUUUCUGUGGAUUUUUUAAUAAGGUUUUUGAAUGCCUGUCUAUAAAACAAAACUCAUGUUGUUUAAAACUGUCUGUAGAAUGUUUCCCUCUUCAACACAAAUUGUGAACAUGUAAAUUUGUGUCUGUUUAUUCUGUAUAUGUGCAUGUCUUUUUUUUAAUCUUUGUUUAUGUUUGAGCCCCGUGAAUGUGUUGUUAGGGUGAGAGACAGAGAGACAGAGAGACAGAGAGAGAGAGAGAGAGAGAAGAGGCAGUUGCGUCACGUGACUUGCUCACCACACAGGAUGAGAAAGAACAACCACAAUGAAGGUGUGGACCUAAUGCUAACCCCAGUAUGUGCAAUAUACAGUAGCCCAUAGCUUUCCUUUGGACAUUGACAGACAGAGGACACUGAAGAGACGGAGAGAGACAACAGCAUGGCUGUCUUCAAGCUGGAUAAUGUUGAAGACCUUUAUGAGAUUGGAAAUGUUUUGGGAAGUGGUCACUUCGGGCAGGUGCGUGAAGUGCGGGAACGGGCCACUGGUGUUCUGUGGGCAGGGAAGUUCCUGAAGCUGAAGAAAGGUGCAGGAAGCAGGCUGGGUCUGGAGAGGAAGAGUGUGGAGAAGGAGGUGGAGAUCCUACAGAGCCUUCAGCAUCAAAACAUCAUGGCUCUCAGAGAUGUUUUUGAGAGCAGGGCAGAGGUGGUCCUAAUUGUUGAGCUCAUAAAGGGUGGCGAGCUCUUUGAUUUCAUCGCUGAGAAAGAAAACCUCACAGAGACAGAAGCUAUUGAGUUCAUGAAGCAGAUUCUGGAAGGUGUCAGCUACAUGCACCAAAAAAACGUUUCCCAUUUUGACCUGAAGCCGGAAAAUAUCAUGUUGUCGGACAAACACGCUCCCAGUCCAGACAUCAAGAUCAUUGAUUUCGGCAUGGCUCAUCACUUCAUUCAAGGAGAAGAGUAUAAGAGUUUAGGUGGAACCCCUCAGUAUAUUGCCCCUGAGAUUAUCAACUACGAGCCUCUCGGUACAGCAGCAGAUAUGUGGAGCAUUGGUGUCAUUACCUACAUUCUUUUGAGCGGCCUGUCACCGUUCCAAGGUGAAACAGACGAAGAGACGCUGAGGAACAUCGUGGCAAUGAACUAUGAGUUUGAGCCUCACCACUUCAGCCAAACUAGCAACAUGGCUAAAGAUUUCAUCCAGAAACUACUAGUUAAAGACCAGAGUGAAAGAAUGACAGCAGAAGUGUGUCUCAUUCACCCCUGGAUUAAGCCUCUCAAUAGAACUCAAAUAGCCAAGAGGAACCGCUCCUCCAUCAACAUGAAGAACUUUAAGAAAUUCAACGCAAGGAGGAAAUGGAAGAUGUCCUUUAACAUGGUUUCGGCUUGUAAUCGGUUUUGUCGACUGCAGUUACUGUGUAAGGCCCGCGGUCCGGAGCAACAAGAACUGAGAGACUGUGAGAGCGAUCAGGAGGACACCGGCACAAAACCUGCCUCUCUCUUACGCAGACGUCUUAGUAGCAGUUCAUAAAUCUCACCGGCAGAGGGAGUCACAAACCACAAGCAUCUCCCUGUAACGAGGCGGCAGCGCUCAUUCAACCUUCAGUACUUUUACUGUCAACAGGGGGAGGAACAGUCCGCAAUCCACACGAUUUCUUUCCCUAUCCAAAGGCCUUGAACCUCAGUGCAUGCAAUUGCCCAAUCACCAGCUGCGUAUCCAGUUACGGUGGAUGACGACAUCUGAAAGAAGGAUGGGGUCAUGAGAUCAUUGUCGUUUUCUAUGCUAAUAUGCAAGUGUGUUCAUAGAGUUCUACCUCUGAUAGAAUGAGUGUGAUGCUUCUACCUGAAGUGCUGUUGACAGGAGGGUCAGCAGUCUUGAAGGAUGUUCCUACAACAUUAAGUUUUCCUUAAACUAAUAUAUAUUUUUUUUCUUUCAGAUUUAUUUCAGUGGGAUAUAUACAUGCUUUAUACACUACUGUUCAAAAGUUUGGGCAGGUUUUUUCUUUUAAAGAAAUGAAUACUUUCAUUCAGCAAGGAUGCAUUAGAUUGAUCAAAAGUGAUAGUUACAAAAAAAUCUAUUUUAAAUAAAUGCUAUUUUGUUCUACAAAAAUAGUACACAACUGUUUUCAAUACUGAUGUUUAAUGAGCAGCAAAUCAGCAUAUUAGAAUGAUUUCUGAAGGAUCAUGUGACACUGAAGGCUGGAGUAAUGGAUGCUGAACGAUUAGAGAGAUUAAAACAUAUUACCAACGCCAAAGUUUUUGAAUGGUAGUGUUUAAAUAUUUCAUUUGAAAAUAUUAAAGCCCCGUUUAUUACUCGGUACUAACAUCUAGCUCAGAUACAUUUUAGCAGCUUGUAAUAGGAGUUCAAAGGAGGGUCUCUGACAAUCAUCACUUUGUCAGUUAAAAAUGUUCAAAUUUAAAAUAAAUAAUAAUUUAAAAAUGCAGAUUAUUUAGAAAUACACUGAGUAGGCAGUCUUUUUACAUUACACUACAAAUGCAACACGGUCACAUGUAUUUCUGACUACCUCUGAAUGUGGUUUGUGUGAACCGAUCAUGAAACAUUUUGAACCCCAUUUAGUACUGACAACGUGAUUAAAUCAGCCGAGAUGGAUCUUAAAACCUGGGGCCUCUACCAUGAUGGUUGCUGAACAAACUCAGGGUUACAGGAUUAGUUCUGAGUUGACAAAAUCAAACCAGUCCAAUCGGGCUUUGUUGGUACCAUGAAGCUGAUCAUCAGCUUUCUCUGUCAACUCAGGCUUGAUCCUGAGUUAAUGGAGCAUGUGCACAUAAAAGUGUGACAUCAGUAAUGAACAGCCAGUGACAUGCCUUGAAACUGUGAUUCACUUCUCUUGAGAGAGUCAGUGCAAUUCACGACCAAAGUUUAAAAGAUUGAACAAUACGAAGAAUUUAAACACAUUUACAAGAUGAAACGAUGAAAGAGGGAAACUUAACAUCUUGCCAUAUAAGUGCAAGUAAAAGUUGUAAAGUUAGUUUAUAGAGUUGAUAAUAUAAUAAGCUCAUAUGUAGUCAUGUUUAAAGCUAUUGAUUCUAAAACUUGCAUAUUAUUUAUAUUAAUUUAAAAUAAAAGCUUAAUAAUUACUAUUAAACUAAGCUAGUUUGUGUAAUGGAUUAAGGGUAUAAUAAUUAUAUAAGUAAUAUAAAAUAAUUAUAAAAAAUGAUUAUCUCUAAAAAUCAGACAAUUUUAUCUUUAAAAAUGUUUAACUGUGUAGCUUCCCUUACUUUGGAGUAAGAGAACCUGCUUUAUUUCGUAAGAGAUGUGUCACUUUGCUUGAAGCUCAUUGGUCAAAUGUCAGUUUGAGAUCUCUAAACCAGAACAUAACCUACAAAACAAAGCAGGUUAGCUGUGGAGCGUAAGUUACUAUGGUGAUCAACACCACUAAAAGCCAAGUCACUUUCAUGGUACCUAAAACCCAGGAUUGGUGCAAACUAAACUGAAACUUACCUGGCUAUAGCCAGCUAAACCGGCUUCAUGGUACAGGCCCCAGGUGUAAAUGGGGUCAUGGUUUAAUGUACUUCAAGAAAAACAAGCAAACCAAAUUAUAAGGGAGGACUUUUGGGCCGAGGACUUUUGAUCAAAAACAUGAUCUAUUCUAGACCAAUACAUGUUUUGUCCUGAAUUAGACUUAACACUGUAAAAAGGUAUAAGUUGACUUAACUUAAAAAAAAGUGAGGAAACCCUUUGCCUUAAAAUUAUUAAGUAAAUAAUAAUUUUUAAAAAUAAAUUAAGUGAAUUAUCAAGUUUCCUCAAUUUUUUUAAGUUAAGUCAACUUAUACCUUUUUACAGUGUACCAGAGGCCAAACCUUAUUCCCUUUAUUGAUACCAUAGUAAGAUUGAACCAGUUGCCUUUUUCUCUGUAUCGCUGAAUAGUAGUUGAAAUAUUAAAAGAGUGUGAGUUUAAUAUCUAGUUGACAUCUUCAUUAUGGUCAUCUCUGAACAACAAUGGUAUUCAUUUAUGACAGAUAUAUACAGCUGUUAUAAAUCAUGUUUGACACGUAAAGCAGUUAACAGUUUUACAACUUAUUGACUUUCCUCAUCGAGUUGAAUCAACUGAGAUUUCAUGUGAAGAGCACUUUAAAUGUACUUGAAUGGUCUCAUGCAGUGUUGAGCUUUAUGAAAUGCUGCUUGAAUUAUUCUGGACACUAAUUGUUGCCUUUACUUUCAGAGUCUCAAGAAACUAUAUUAAGUUAAAGUAGUCAUUUUCAAAAGAUACUGGUCUUCCUUGUAGAUUUAAAAUCACUGUUUAGUUUGAGAAGUCUUCCAUUAUCCAGACAUUACAACAUUUUACCCUCUUACACUCUUGCUAUAGAACUUGUAAUGUGAAUAUCGCACAAAUUAAUAUUAUAUAUUGUUGUCAUGAUAUAUUUUGUAUACUAUACCUGCCUUGCAAGAAUUUUACUGUGUCUUCUGUUAUGUAACAUUUGCCUGAGGGUUGUAAUUCCUGUAAUAAUAUGUAGGCCUAACAUCACAAUUUAAUGCAUCAAAUAUUCCAACAGACCACUGCUUGUAUCAGUACCAUUUUUUGUUUUUUUAUUAUGUUUAUUUGUGUUUUUAAAUGCAGCAUGUCAGAUUAGUGAGUGAGAUUUCUUCUGAACGAGUCUUUGUGUCAAGUUUUCCUAUGCAGUAUUUGUGUGUCUCAUUUGUGUCUGUGUAUUUGUGAGCAAUGAUUUUAUGUUUGUGGGUUUUUUGUAUUUUUUUAUUUUUUAUAAUUUGAUACUAUUGUCUUAGUUAUGAAAACAAUAAGCAAUGUGGUGCAUGCGGUUUUUCCUAUACAGUUUGUUAGUUUAAUGUGUGUCCUUGGUUUGUUUGAUACUGCUUGGUGUAAAUUAAAAGCAGUUUGUCCUUCAA
This is a messenger RNA of Onychostoma macrolepis, 4900 nucleotides long. Its product is annotated as death-associated protein kinase 2. The coding region runs from base 479 to 1564 and encodes 361 amino acids. The record is from RefSeq and is a predicted model, not a curated record. NCBI's taxonomy places the organism in Eukaryota, Metazoa, Chordata, Actinopteri, Cypriniformes, Cyprinidae. Gene Ontology annotation, biological process: intracellular signal transduction; positive regulation of apoptotic process; protein phosphorylation. Gene Ontology annotation, molecular function: protein serine/threonine kinase activity; ATP binding. The transcript is spliced from 12 exons. Gene Ontology annotation, cellular component: nucleus; cytoplasm.